CGGGCGGCGAGUUGUUGGCGCGCGCUCGGCGGCGCUAACCGACGGGCGGCCGAGUGGCGACCCCUCAGGGGCCGGGGGCGGCGGGGGCGGCGGCGGCUUGGCCGUUGCCUUUGAGAAGAUGAUGAUGAGCAGCCUUCUUGAACCACUGCAGUCCCUGAGGUGUAGGUACACCUACAGUGCUGUUCAGGAGGAAAUUCCAUGAGUUUGACCCAACGACAAUGAAGGAUUGGUGAUAUGUUUCCAAGUCAGGAUGAAAUGGAGCGACCACGUGUCCGGCUGUGGGCAAAAUAUGAAACCUUUGUUGUCGGCAUCUUGCAGGUCCCACCUCCAUCAAAAUUCAGCAUGCACUAUCUUCGAAAGAUGGCAACGUACGUUCGAACAAAGGGAGGAGAAGGUGGUUAUCCGAGGCUUUCCUGGCCUAUGUGGAGGCAUAUUGCCUGUGGAAAGUUGCAGCUAGCUGAAAAUUUGGCAUGGCUGUAUUUUGAAACAUUUGACAUUCUUCUUGAGAAAACUGCAGAGGAGAGGUUACAGUGGGCUGAAGAGGUAUCCUGCUGCAGAUCGGAAGAAGAAAUUGACAAACUUAAAAACAAGCUAUCAGUGGAUACACUGCAGUUCCUGCUGUUUCUUUAUGUUCAACAGCUGAACAAAGUUUCUCUACGGACAUCCUUGAUUGGAGAGGAAUGGCCAAGUCCCAGGUCACGAUCUCCUGAUCUGGAUGUAAAAUCUAAUUCUCAGAGCAAGAACAUGGAUGACCAUAACCAUUUAACAUUUGUUCUGAGCCACUUGUCAGAGUUGUUGGAACUUCUGCUUGACCCUGAACAGCUUACCAUUUCGGCCCACACAACCCAUGACAGCAUGAUAUCUGCGGAAGCAGUUAGAGCCUUGGACUUUCUCUUUGAAGGAAGCAUUGGUCGGAAUGAAGCAAUAUACCCUGUGCAUGAACUGGCUCGUUGGCAACCAAUCCUGGGUACAACUGGCUACUCCAAGCUUUCCAAGAUGUUCCAUUUCCAUAAGCUGGAAGCCUGGCUGAGAAGUGUGCUUGGACCCAAUCCAUUUGGCACUGCCCUCUGUUUCCAAAAAGGAAAGAAAUUAGCAUGGGCACAGCAAGUUGAAGGUACAACAAAGCGGGCGAGGAUUUCAUGCAAUACUUACACAGCACCUAAAGGCCACAAGGUGGUGAUAAUGACACAAGUGUACAAACAGACCCUGGCGAAGAGUUCCGAUCAGCUGGAUGGAGCUCAUGUUAAAAUUCAUCGCUGCAAUGACUGCUUCAUAUAUCUCUUAUCUCCUUUAAGGUCUGUCAGUAUUGAGAAAUGCAGAAACACCACCUUUGUUCUUGGCCCUGUCCAAACAACCAUCCACAUCCAUGGCUGUAAUGAUGUGAAAGUAAUAGCUAUCUGCCGCAGACUUUCAGUCUCAUCGUCAUCUUCGUGUACCUUCUACUGUCUCACAACUACCUGCCCUCUUAUAAUGUCUGGGAACUCGAGUUUAACAUUUGCCCCAUACCAUACCUAUUAUCCUUUAUUGGAGGAUCACAUGGCACGAACAGGGAUAGCCACAAUUCCCAAUUAUUGGAAUAAGCCAUUUUGUAUUGGUGUGGACAACAAUGAAAUACCUGUCUAUCAGCUAUUACCUCCCAAGGCCUUCUAUGUAUUUGUGAUUCCAUUUGAAAUGGAGGGAGACACCAUGGAGAUUCCUGGAGGACUGCCGCCGCCAUAUGAAAAGGCCAUAAAACACAGAGAGCAGAAAAUUCAGAACUGGCAGAAGACUGUUAAGGAAGCAGGACUUAGCAAAGAACAUCGGAGGUUGUUUCAGAACCUGGUGGAGAAGAAAUUCUGUGAAUGGUUGGAUCAAACUGGGCAUCGCCAGCAGCUGGACAGUCUUAUUCCCAUACCUUCCCCAAAACAGACUACAUCUUAGUUAUUACUGGGCUCUGUGCUGAGGAAAUAAGCCCACGGCCAGUAUUUAAUUAAUGGGCUCAUUUCCUCAGCACACAUAGUUGUAGUGGGCACAAUUCAGAAAUGUGUGCUAAUAACUGUAUUUCAAAUAGAACUAAGCUACAAUUUUAAAACAUUUCUAAUUAUAUUUAAAGGUUUAUUGUUUUGAGCAUUAGUAUGCUUGCACAAGUUCAUAGAGGUUUUACUUUUUUAUUCAUGCUGUACUUUGUGCUUGGGUCUAAUUGAAAUUCACUUUACAUUUGAGGAACUCUGAGAACAUAUCCUCUGGCUAUGGACACAGAUGUGGGAAAAAUAUUUAACAUGACAACUUCAGUACUUUUAUGUCUUUCUGAACCAUUUCCCCUACCUACAUAAUCCACCUUUGCUAAUUUUUUUGGAAUUAAUGUCUGGCUAGAUUCUUGACACCAUGUGCUCCAAGGGAAAUUUUGAAAGCCUUUACUGUAUUUCCUUAAGUUUAGGAUAUUAUGAUUAUCAAUUUGCCUUGAGUUUAUUUUUUUUAUAUUAACAAAAAAUAAGUGUCUCAUAUAAUGUGUUUCUGCUGAAACUCUUUUUUUGGUCUGAGUGACUUGAAUACACCCUUGAUUCCACAGCAAACUGUUCUUGUCACAUAUCCUUGCCUAUGAUUGUUCACUUUUCUGCUGAUUCACAUAUAUUUUUAAUUUUUAAAGCAAUUGAGAUCGUUUUAGCUUCAGUUUCUUUCUCUCAUUAAUUUACCUCUGUGCAAUUCUCAGUCUUGUCAACAGUUACUUUUUCCAUGUGCCUAUGGCACACUUGAGCUUUGACAACACACUAGCAAACCAGUGGAUUCUGUAUGUUAAGACUCGGUGUAUUCUUUACCUGACUUCUACAUGUGCAUAUUGCCGUAUAGUUGAUGGCUGGCAUUCAGAUGUGGAAAUUGUAUCAUUUCUAUUGCUGGGGUUGAAAUUUGGUCUUUUCAAGUUCCAUUGAUGCAGCAAACCACAUUUUGAACUUUCUCUUCCAAAUAUUUUUUUUAUUCAAUUUGGAAGUCCAGGUUCUUCAACAUUUACUUAAAGAACUAUUUCCUGCACUUGCCUUUAAACUGGUAUUGGUAAUGUUUGAUGACUGUCAUUUUGUGAAUAUUUGGUCUGUACUGUAAAUAUUGAAUAACAUUCUGUAAUGCAAACAAAACACUGUUUCAGUAUUAAUUGAAGUUAAAGAUGAAUGCUCAAAUUAUUUCAACAAAAUACAAAAUGUUAACUCUCAAAUAUGGAGUCGUACUC
Molecule: messenger RNA, 3199 nt
Organism: Hypanus sabinus (Atlantic stingray)
Lineage: Eukaryota; Metazoa; Chordata; Chondrichthyes; Myliobatiformes; Dasyatidae
Gene: tbccd1
Product: TBCC domain containing 1
Exons: 8
Coding region: 235-1920 (561 amino acids)
Biological process (GO): maintenance of Golgi location; maintenance of centrosome location
Cellular component (GO): spindle pole centrosome
Source: RefSeq, a predicted model, not a curated record